GCACUGGCUACCACCACUAUAAACUACCUAUAUGCGCACCCCUGGCAAUGUAUCAUUCUAGGUUUUACUGUGAUUAAUCUUACAUCUUCAUAUAGCGUGUUUCUUUUUCAACUUCGUACUUACGCACUUAAUACAGUACGCCUUUCACUUGACUUAAAAAGGUGUGAUGAGAGAUUGCAGUUUUAAUCGGAGCUCAUUCAUACUUUGUUAUAUAAGCUGUCUUUUUUACGGUCCACGAGCUCAAAGCCUUCUUGAUAUUCCUACUGCGUUUCUUGCUCGAAAACUAUGUCUCCAACUCCUCCCAGUAGCCAAUACGCGCUCAACGACGCUGUCUUUUCCACUCCAUCCUUACCACCUCCACCUCAAUCCACUUUGCCUUGUGGUCGCCCGCGCCGCGCCUCUAUGACACCCGGCAUGCCAACGGAAACGUGGUACUCCGACAAAUAUAACCCAACGCAGUAUCCGUUGCAUAACUAUUGCAUCAACUGCUCUACGCAGUUUGUAGCAGACCACACCUAUAAGCGGCACCUAGUUGAUGUCCACAAAGUGCGGUUCGAGCCAGUCAAGCCUGGUCCUAAAAAGACGAUAUCUGGAACGCUACGUAUCUUGAACAAGAGGCAAAAUGAAAGGAAGCGCGCUCUUGCCAAAUCGCUGGUAUACAAGGGGCAAAGGCGGGACGAAGCUGCGAAAAAGUACCUGAACAAGCUCGUUUCGUUGAUCGGUGCAGAAAGUUGGCAUCACGCGUACCUCAAAAUGUUUGAACAUAUUGAUGCUACAAUCGAUCAAAUUGAAAACGAGCCGACCAUUGCUGAAAGCCGUAAGAAGUUUGGUGACUGCUGGAAGUACGCCGUGUACAAACUAUGUGCCCUAGAAGGACGGUCAGUGUUUGACCCAACAUACGAACACUUCUUUGGCAACUUGUUCAUGGAAGAUGCGUAUGAUGCCUACAGUCAACUGUCGGGCAGGGAUACGCUGAGCGUCAACGAUGCGGUCAGAAAUGCAUUGAGUGACAGGGCGCCCAAGUUUUUAGCCAACUAUGGCCCCAAGUUCCGCGCUUUCCGGUGGAUUGGCAACCCCUUGUUGAUGCGCGCCACUUCUGACUGUGGUAUCGAGCGAGGAAACGCCACUGACGAUGACGAUCACGGCGACGGCGACCGCGUGUCGUAUUCCAAUAUAUUACGCGAGUCAAGAGAGAAGGAGUGGGCCAGACUCUUGUACAAGCGGCACCCGGCCAGCUUAGAGGCAGGAGAAGGAGUAGGAGGAGAGGGAGAAACGGAGGAAGAUUGCAGCACUGGUAUUGAGCAGAGUGACGGGUAUAUUAGUGAUGAUGAUGGAGGAUUGGAGAGAAGAGAAAAAGACUUUAUGUUCUAGAUGCACAUUUUAAAACUAUCUACAUCAUCUUUUACUGGCUUUCAUAUACAAUCGAUUCUCUUCGUCUCCCGCCCUUGGGGGAACCGAAUGACAAACGGUAAAAGCUAAAUAAUGCUACUCAGUACGUUUCAUGAAAAGAUAGCCCUCAAACCAACAGCAGUAAGUGCUAGCGCUAGAAUACAAUCAAUCGCUUUAUCCAUAAUGAUUUCCGUUUACCUAAUU
Zychaea mexicana is the source of this 1593-nucleotide messenger RNA. RefSeq lists its product as uncharacterized. The record is from RefSeq and is a predicted model, not a curated record. The transcript is spliced from 3 exons. Lineage: Eukaryota; Fungi; Mucoromycota; Mucoromycetes; Mucorales; Lichtheimiaceae. Bases 286 to 1371 code for a protein of 361 amino acids.